GCAUCAGAGAGAGGAAUUGCUUAUGUAACUGGGACAGCAGAUUUAGCAGAAGGAGAAGAGGCAGAGGCUGGGGAUGGGAACCGUGAGCUGUCGGCAGGGGCAACACACCCGGGUAUCUGCUCCUCAGAAGCAGGGUGGCAACAUCCAGGGUCCCUGGGCCCGAGGCUGGAAGAGCCUCUUCUGUGGUAUGGGGGCCAUCAGGUCAGGAGUGGAAGAACUAAGGGGACUACAGAGGCAUCAGUGCCUGCAUCAGGAGCUCCUCCAGCCAGUCCCACUGCAACUAGAGAAGCCUCUGUCUGAGUGGCCAGUGCCUCAGUUCAUCAGCCUCUUCCUACCAGAGUUUCCCAUGAGGCCGGUUAGGGGGCAGCAGACGCUGCAGAUUUUAGGCCUUGUGGCUAAAGGGUCUUUUGGAACUGUCCUGAAAGUUCUAGAUUGUACCCAAAAAGCUGUAUUUGCAGUGAAGGUGGUGCCCAAAGUAAAAGUCCUACAGCGGGAUACCCUGAGGCAGUGCAAAGAGGAGGUUAGCAUCCAGCGACAGAUCAACCAUCCUUUUGUACACAGCUUGGGGGACAGCUGGCAGGGGAAGCGACACCUCUUCAUUAUGUGUAGCUACUGCAGCAUGGAUCUCUACUCCCUGUGGUCUGCUGUUGGUGGUUUUCCAGAGGCUUCUAUCCGUCUCUUUGCUGCUGAACUGGUCCUUGUGCUGUGCUAUCUCCAUGACUUGGGUAUCAUCCAUCGGGAUGUAAAGAUGGAGAAUAUCCUUCUGGAUGAGCGAGGCCACCUGAAACUGACAGACUUUGGUCUGUCUCGUCGCCUAUCCCAGGGAGCACGAGCCUACACCAUCUGUGGCACUCUUCAGUACAUGGCCCCAGAGGUCCUAAGUGGUGGGCCUUACAACCACACUGCUGACUGGUGGUCCCUUGGAGUGUUGCUUUUCUGUCUGGCAACUGGUAAGUUCCCAGUGGCUGCAGAGAGAGAUCAUGUGGCCAUGUUGGCAAGUGUGACCCACUGUAAAUCUGAGAUGCCAGCUUCUGCCACUCAGGAGUUCUCACUCCUGCUCCAUGAGCUCUUAUGCCAGAAUCCUCUGCACCGUCUACGUCAUCUGCAUCACUUCCAGGGCCACCCUUUCUUUCGGGGUGUAGCCUUUGACCCUGAGCUCCUAAAGAAGCAGCCAGUGGACCUUGUCAUGGAGACACAAAAUACCAGUCCAUUGGAGACCAUGCCCUUCAAGGACUUUGACUGUGAUCUGGAGUCCUUGGUCCACACCAUCUCCGCUGAUUCUCUACUGUAGCUUGGGGGCCAGCUGGAAACCUGAGGAUUUUUACUACCAACUCAGUAUGACCACCUUGAGGAUCCAGUUUUUUCUUUGUUGUCCCUUACUAUUCUAUUGUAGGUAUUGGGCCAGAGUUUAGAUCUUUGGCAUUCUGCAGCUGAUAGCCAAAACUGUCCCUAAUGCUUUCCUAUCAUACAGCCCACCUCUCAAUCGCAGGCCAAGGCGGUGACCUUUAUUUCACUUCUCCAGUACUUUCCUUAAGCUGCCAAACAAAAGCUUCUUAAACUUUACCAUCUCCAUGUUUUUCUGCGAUACUUCCUUUCUUGGGCAAUAAUGACACUUUGUGAGAUCCCGAGGUGCUAUUUAUGUUUAACAAACUAGUCAGAAGCAACGUGAAUGUUUUUUACAGAUUGCAAAAAUUGGCAUUUCAACACCUGAAUAAAUUUGCAGUUAAAAAUAUGACCUGCCAAGCCGGGCGGUGGUGGCGCACGCCUUUAAUCCCAGCACUCGGGAGGCAGAGGCAGGCGGAUCUCUGUGAGUUCGAGACCAGCCUGGUCUACAAGACCUAGUUCCAGGACAGGCUCCAAAACCACAGAGAAACCCUGUCUCGAAAAAAAAACCAAAAAAAAAAAAAAAUAUGACCUGCCAGGAGGUGGUGGUGCACACCUUUAAUCCUAGCAUUUGGGAGGCAGAGGCAGGAAGAUCUCUGUGAGUUCGAGGCCAGCCUGGUAUACAGAGCAAGUUCCAUGAUAGCCAUGGCUGUUACACAGAGGACCCCCCCCCAAUGAACGAUAUAGGAGUUGGAGAGAUGGCUCAGUGUUGAGAAUGAUCAUUGCUCUUGCAGAGGACUCAGUUGAGUUUUUAGCACUCAAGUGGGGACCUCAUAAGUUCCUAUAAAUCCAGCUCCAAGGAGAGCCCACACCUCUGGCUUCCUUAGAGUGAAUACCCACAUACAUAAACAUACCCACACAGGCACAUAAAAAUAAUUUAAAAUUAAUUUUAUAUGCCAGGCAUGAUGGCACAUGCCUUUAAGUCCAGCGACCCAACAAGGCAGGUGAAUCUCUGUGACUUUUGCCUGGUCUACACAGGACAGCCAGGCUGCAUACUGAAACCCUAUCUCAAGAAAAAGGGCAAAAUGGUCCAGUGAGUAAGGGACUUGCUGUGAAGCCAAGACUCCCAUGGGAGAAGGAAAGACACAACAUAUAUGCAAUCCCCCAAAGAAAUAAAUAAAUAGAUGAAUGUACCUGGGCAGUGGUGGCGCACGCCUUUAAUCCCAGCACUCGGGAGGCAGAGACAGGCAGAUCUCUGUGAGUUUGAAGCCAGCCUGGUCUACAAGAGCGAGUUCCAGGACAGCUAGGGCUGUUACACAGAGAAACCCUGUCUUUAAAAAACAAAAAAAAAAUAAUAAAAAUAAAAAUAAAUUAAAAGUUAAAAAAAAAGGCUGGAGAGAUG
Chionomys nivalis (European snow vole) is the source of this 2725-nucleotide messenger RNA. It is a transcript of the gene Rskr, whose product is annotated as ribosomal protein S6 kinase related. Bases 74 to 1291 code for a protein of 405 amino acids. Gene Ontology annotation, biological process: protein phosphorylation. Gene Ontology annotation, molecular function: protein serine/threonine kinase activity; ATP binding. NCBI's taxonomy places the organism in Eukaryota, Metazoa, Chordata, Mammalia, Rodentia, Cricetidae. The record is from RefSeq and is a predicted model, not a curated record. The transcript is spliced from 12 exons.